Calidris pugnax (ruff) is the source of this 2952-nucleotide messenger RNA. It is a transcript of the gene FOXB1, whose product is annotated as forkhead box B1. Bases 401 to 1363 code for a protein of 320 amino acids. The transcript is spliced from 2 exons. Gene Ontology annotation, biological process: cell differentiation; anatomical structure morphogenesis; regulation of transcription by RNA polymerase II. Gene Ontology annotation, molecular function: DNA-binding transcription factor activity, RNA polymerase II-specific; RNA polymerase II cis-regulatory region sequence-specific DNA binding. Lineage: Eukaryota; Metazoa; Chordata; Aves; Charadriiformes; Scolopacidae. The record is from RefSeq and is a predicted model, not a curated record.
GCAAAGAAGUGGCACAUUAAUGAAGCGCCUCUACAGGGGUCUUUUCUGCUCAUGUCACCACAUAAAACUAUCAGAUGGUUAGAGGAAGGACAUGGAGGCAACUACUUAGCUCAUCGCGGCUGCAGAGAAGCAAACAAGCCUCUGCUACAGUCCAGCUGCCGGUGGUGUAAAAGAAGCUGAUUCAGCCCGCGGAGGAGAAGGGAGGGGUGUACAAGAGGAUUCCCAAAACCAAGCUAGCUCGCUGUCUCCUCGGGACUAAACUGGAGCAGAGUGGCCGGGAAAGGAGCGAGAGACACGCCGGAGGAUCGGGGUGGGAAACAGCCCGGACUCCCAGCUGCGUCCCGGAUGCGGACUGUCAACUUCCAGCAACUUUAAGAUCUCCGCGGGUCCCCUAGCGAAGAUGCCUCGCCCGGGCAGAAACACUUACAGUGAUCAGAAGCCUCCCUACUCCUACAUCUCGCUGACCGCCAUGGCGAUCCAGAGCUCCCCGGAGAAGAUGCUGCCCCUCAGCGAGAUCUACAAGUUCAUCAUGGACCGCUUUCCCUACUACCGGGAGAACACGCAGCGCUGGCAGAACUCCCUCCGCCACAACCUCUCCUUUAACGACUGCUUCAUCAAGAUCCCGCGCCGCCCCGACCAGCCGGGCAAGGGCAGCUUCUGGGCGCUGCACCCCAGCUGCGGGGACAUGUUCGAGAACGGCAGCUUCCUGCGCCGCCGCAAGCGCUUCAAGGUGGUCAAGUCGGACCACCUGGCCCCCAGCAAGCCGGCGGACGCGGCGCAGUACCUCCAGCAGCAGGCGAAGCUGCGGCUCAGCGCCCUGGCGGCCACCGGCACCCACCUGCCCCAGAUGUCCACGUACAACCUCGGCGUGUCCCAGCCCUCCAGCUUCAAGCACCCCUUCGCCAUCGAGAACAUCAUCGCCAGAGAGUACAAGAUGCCCGGGGGCCUCGCCUUUUCCACGAUGCAACCCAUGCCGGCCGCCUACCCCCUCCCCAACCAGUUGACUACGGUGGGCAGCUCCAUUGGCACGGGCUGGCCCCACAUGUACGGCUCCGGCAUGAUCGACACCGCCACCCCCAUCUCCAUGGCCAGCAGCGAGUACGGCGCCUACGGCGUGCCCAUUAAGCCGCUCUGCCACGGGGGACAGACUUUGCCGGCCAUCCCCGUCCCCAUCAAGCCUACGCCCGCCGCGGUGCCGGCGCUGCCCGCCCUGCCCGCGCCCAUCCCCACCAUCCUCUCGAACUCCCCGCCCUCCCUCAGCCCCACGUCCUCGCAGACGGCCACCAGCCAAAGCAGCCCGGCCACCCCCAGCGAGACUCUCACCAGCCCGGCGCCCGCCCUGCACUCCGUGGCGGUGCACUGACCCGGGCCGCCCGCACGGACUCCGCCGCCCCCUUUCUCCCAAAGUUUCCUCGGAGCUCUCCUCCCUCCCCUUCUCUCCAUCCUUCCGCUUCUUUCCUCCCUCCUCUCUUUUCCUCGAAAGCAGAGACAGCUCCCCGCGGGAAGCCGAGGUGUGCCGUUGGCGUGAGCCGCCUUUCCGCCUCGCCCGGUCAGCCCUGCCCUCCCUUCGCGUCCCGGCUUCUCUCCCGCUUCUGAACUUUGUUUUCCGCUCUUCCGAGGCAAAACGAACCGCCCCGGCCCGCCCCCCUCCCCGCCCGGUAGGAACUGCCACACGCAUCGCUAGUUUUCCAAAAGUACUUCAGGCAUCUUCGCUUUGCCGGGGACCGGGCGAGCCCGGCCCGGCGAUGCCUCUUUCCCUUCCUUUGUCUGGGGGAGAGCAGGGGUUUAUACAGGACCGAUCUCUAGAACCACAAACGUUGGGAAAUGGCUGCAGCCUCACUGCACGGGAGCAGCGGCGUUUCCAGCCUCCGAGCGGCAAACGCUUGGAUCUUGGAAACGCCGCAAAGCGCUCGUGUCCUUUGUGUGGGUGCGCGUCUGCCCCUGCGUGUCCCGCUGUCACGCAAAAGGCAGGAUUUCCGCAGGAGGAGGCUCAGCCGGCCGGGGGAAGGAGCGGUGGGCUGGCAGGCAGGGCCCCGCAGGUGCGGGGGGCGGCGGCGGGCGCGCUGAGGAGGCCGGGGGCGCGGGGCGGUGCGGGGCGAGCGGGAGCAGGACGCCGUGCAACGGGAAGGCACCCGCUCACUCACCCCAUACCUAUACUGUUUACAAAGCGCCUGUUUUAAUGUAAAUACUGAGCUGGCAUCUGUACUGUGAAUCAGAUGAGGUCCCCUUCGCAGUACCUGUUGUAACGGGAACGUGUACUGUGGUUUUCAGGUGGAAGAGAAAGAGAAGUUGAUUUGUCUGUUAACUUCUGAUUGACCUGAAGGUUUGGGGAGCUGAAGGUUUCUUUGUUUUAUAAAUUUUGUAGCUAUUUAUUUCAUAGCUUAAAAACAAACAAUAAUAAUAGUAAUUAAAAACACCUGUCACCAAGCACACAACCCGGCACAGCUUAAGAAAAGCUGCUGAAGUCACUGGUAAAAGGUGGAGAAGUAACACAACAGCAGGUACAAACUGUGGAGGUCAUCCUGAUUUCUGCUGGAGCUUUGCAGACAAGAGAGAGGGGGCUAGGGAAACUGUAAAUGUUUGUGCAUAGGAAUGAUUAUAAAAUGUGUAAAAUGCACUUUUGUUUGAUAUACUCCUUUCUAGUUUUAGGUAGUUUGCUGGAAACUGAACUGAUGUUCUGUUGUGAACUGCUUAAGUUAAGAAAAAAAAAAAAAAAGGAAAAAAACCCCCACCCACCCCAUCCCACAAACGGCAUUAGUGUCUAUUGAAACUGUAAAGACAUUUGUUUUAACUUUUUUUUUUUUCUCCUGUACAGAAUAAGCAUGGCAUUUUAAAUAUUGGUGUUCUUGUUCCCAGCAUGUGUGUUUUAAGACAAAGGUUGAAAAAGUGUCAACGUUAAAUUAUGAACCAAGUCGUCCAAAUAAUAUUUUCUCAUUAAAAUAUGUAAAUGCA